CUUUUGCUUCUUUCCCUCAACUUUGCCGUUGGUACACUUUUUUCACUCUUUCAAAAAGUGUUUUCCACGGCGGUCACUCUUUUAACCUGUCUAUACGCACCCUGGUGAUACGUACAUACUUUCCCUCCCUCCAACACACCCACCUCUCUCGCAGUCGAUCUGCUUGUUGCUGAACAGAAACACACUUCGUGCUUUCGAGUCCUUGCCUGGUCCCUCGGUCAAAUAACUUCCCGGAGAAGUCGUUGCUUGCAAACGGACACAGUUGACCUGUGAAAACACAACUCAAUCUUCAUCAAAACGGUUAAAACAACAUCAACCACUCAACAUGCGUUACUCCCUCGCUCUGAGCGCCCUCUGCGCCGCUGGUGCCUUGGCCCACAAUGUUGACAAGCGUGCCUACGUGACUGACUGGACGGUCGUGACCCUGACCACCACUAUCACCGAAUACCCCGCUGCCGCCGCUACCACCGCCACCGCUGCCACCACCACCGCGGUCACGAGCGCUGAGCCUGCAGUCCAGGUGGCCGAUGUCGCCGAUGUCGCUGCUGAGGCCUCCACUGUUGCUCAAGUCGCUGCGGUUGAGACCAGCUCGACUGUGGCCGUUCCUGUCGUUGAAUCGACCUCGACGUCGACGAGCACAACCGAGGCUGCCCCUACCGUUGCUGCUACCACCGAGGCUGCGACCACUGAGGCUGCGACCACUGCGGCCCCUACCACCGAAGUUGUUGCCACCACUCCUGUUGUGCAAGAAGCUGCUGCCAACGGCGCCUGGACCACCGCCUGGACCUCUUACUGGACUUCGUCCUGGACCUCUGCCGCGGAACCCACCACUCUUGCAACCUCCACCUCCACCACUGAGAGCGCCAGCAGCACCGCGACCGCCAGCACUGCUUACCAGUCCGCUGUUCUGUACAACCACAACAUCCACCGCAGCAACCACUCCGCAAGCUCCUUGGACUGGGACUCUUCCCUCGAGUCCAGCGCUUACACGCUUGCUGCUAAGUGUGUCUACGAGCACGAUACUACCAUUGAUGGCGGUGGCUAUGGCCAGAACAUCGGUUACGGUGUCGAGUCCAGCGCUAUCGGCGAGAUGAUCACCAACUUGAUGUACAACGACGAGAUGGGCUACUAUACCGAUCUGUACGGAGAGGCUGACCCCGACAUGACCUACUUCGACAACUGGGGCCACUUCUCUCAGAUCGUCUGGAAGGGUACCACGAAGGUUGGCUGCGCCACUGUUACCUGCGCCAGCCUGGGUAACGUUGAUGCUGCCGAGGCAUUGCCCUUCACUGUGUGCAACUACAGCCCUGCCGGUAACUACGCCGGUGAGUACGGCACCAAUGUUGGCAAGCCCCUGGGCAACGCCAUGUAUGUUGCUUCUUAAGGAUUGAGACGUGUUAUCUUGUUUCGCACGACUGUGUUCGGAGACGACGGCCCUAGUACUUCCCCGACGUGCAACAUCCAGGCUCUCGAAAGCUAUGACGAGUAGCUGGCCCUGAUUGUCU
Messenger RNA from Aspergillus japonicus CBS 114.51, 1505 nucleotides. RefSeq names its product CAP domain-containing protein. The coding region runs from base 326 to 1384 and encodes 352 amino acids. Gene Ontology annotation, cellular component: extracellular region. The record is from RefSeq and is a predicted model, not a curated record. The transcript has 3 exons. NCBI's taxonomy places the organism in Eukaryota, Fungi, Ascomycota, Eurotiomycetes, Eurotiales, Aspergillaceae.